Helianthus annuus (common sunflower) is the source of this 2646-nucleotide messenger RNA. Its product is annotated as G-type lectin S-receptor-like serine/threonine-protein kinase At4g27290. The transcript is spliced from 7 exons. Gene Ontology annotation, biological process: protein phosphorylation; recognition of pollen. Gene Ontology annotation, molecular function: ATP binding; protein serine/threonine kinase activity. The coding region runs from base 51 to 2591 and encodes 846 amino acids. Lineage: Eukaryota; Viridiplantae; Streptophyta; Magnoliopsida; Asterales; Asteraceae. The record is from RefSeq and is a predicted model, not a curated record.
CCAUCUAAUUAAAAUGGACUUUCAUAUUCAAUCUUACAAACUGAACCAACAUGUUUUUGUUUAAAUAUUGUAAAAGUGUUACUAUUUAUAGAAUGAUGGAGGAAAGAAUAGUGAUCAAGGCCAAGUUGAUCUUUGGCUUCCUGAUUGUAAUUUAUACAUCAAUAACUUGUCCUUUUGCUGCAGACACCGUGUCCGCAAACCAAACGGUUAGAUAUAAUGAAACCAUCAUUUCGGCACAAGAAUCCUUCGAACUUGGUUUCUUUCGCCCCGGUAAGUCUAUGAACUUUUAUGUUGGAAUUUGGUAUAAGAAUUUACCGAAUAAAACUGUUGUGUGGGUAGCUAACCGGAACACACCACUCACACAUACCUCCGGCGAGCUAACUCUCACCCUUCAGGGAGCUUUAGUUAUCCGGGAUGCCACCAAUGGUCAUGUAGUAUGGUCGUCAGCAAACUCAUCCACGACAUCAGUGAAAAAGCCGAUUGGUCAGCUUCUAGAUACAGGAAACUUUAUAAUUUACGAGGAAGGUGAAGGCAUCAGUCAAGAAGAUCCCAAAUGGCAAAGUUUCGACUUUAUGACAGACACUUUGCUUCCCGGAAUGAAGUUCGGCUGGAAUUUGAUUAAGGGGAUUGACAGACACUUCACAUCAUGCAAAUCUGUAGAUGAUCCUGCUGCGGGUAAUUUUACUUCCAGGAUUGAUAUCAGUGGUUACCCUGAGGUGAUCCUAAGGGAUGGCCAGGAAAUAUUAUUCCGCUCAGGUCCAUGGAACGGACUCAGUUUUAGCGGAACUCCUAAUUUAAAACCAAACCAGUAUUUCAACUUCACCUUUGUUCUUAAUGAGAAAGAAAUUUACUACCAAUAUAAUCUUAUACAAACUUCAGUUAUAACGAGGCUGGUAUUAUCACCAAGUGGUCGUCCAGAGCGCUUGCUAUGGAGUGAAAGCAAGCAAGAAUGGAGUUUUUAUGACGCACCAGAAACGGAUGCUUGUGAUCAGUACGCGUUGUGUGGACCAUUUGGGAGCUGCAACAUUCAAAACUCCCCGGCUUGUUCGUGUUUGAAGGGGUUUGAACCCCGAUCUCCUCAUCAGUGGAGGAAUAUAGAUUGGUCACAAGGGUGCCGACACAGUAUCCCUUUGGAUUGUGACCCUGCAGAGGGGUUCAAUAAAUAUUCAAAUUUGAAGUUACCGGACACUCGGGAGUCAUGGUAUAACCAAACCAUGACCCUUGUAGAAUGUGAGAAGAUGUGUAAAAGCAAUUGUUCUUGUACUGCUUACACAAACACGAAUAUAUCAGGGACUGGGAGUGGUUGCUUGUUAUGGUUUGGUCCCUUAAUGGAUAUCAAAACUUAUGCUGAAAAUGGGGACACCCUUUAUAUACGAGUGUCAGCUUCUGAGUUAGAUUCAAUAGAAAACAGAAGAAGCUCAAAUGCUGGGAGAAGAAUACGAGUUAUUGUCCCCGUAUCAUUUGUAGUUUUGGCCAUACUAGUUUCAUUAUGCUUAUUUUACCGUUUUUAUAUGAAGAAGCAACAACACCAAGGGACACCCGAACACGAACAGGAAAAUGAUCCUGAAAAUAAAAGUGAUGAUGAAGAUCUAGAGCUUCCACUAUUGGGCUUGUCUACAUUAGUUACAGCUACAAACAACUUUUCAGUGGACAACAAACUUGGAGAGGGCGGUUUUGGACCCGUAUACAAGGGUGUACUUGAAGAUGGGCAGGAAAUAGCGGUGAAGCGGCUAGCACAAACAUCCACUCAAGGACUUCAUGAGUUCAAGAAUGAAGUCAUCUCGAUAUCUAAACUACAACAUCGCAAUCUUGUUAAACUCUUGGGUUGCUGCAUCGAGAGAGCUGAAAAGAUGUUGAUUUAUGAAUACAUGCCAAACAAAGGCCUCGAUUCCUUCAUAUUCGAUAGAUCUCAAAGCAAACUCCUUGACUGGCCUACACGUUACCACAUUAUCAUUGGAAUUGCUCGUGGACUUCUUUAUCUUCACCAGGAUUCUCGCCUCAGAAUCAUACAUAGAGAUCUCAAAGUCAGCAAUAUUUUGCUUGACAAAGACAUGAACCCGAAGAUAUCAGAUUUUGGCAUGGCUAGAAGUUUUGGAGGAAAUCAGAUAGAGGCAAACACAAAUAGAGUGGUUGGAACAUAUGGCUACAUGGCACCAGAGUAUGCUGGCGAUGGUACCUUUUCAAUAAAAACAGAUGUAUAUAGCUUUGGCGUACUUGUGCUGGAAAUUGUGUGUGGGGAGAAAAACAGAGGGUUCACCCACAAAGAACAUGGCCACAACCUUAUUGGACAUGCAUGGGGACUCCAUAAGGAAGGCACAUCCUUGGAAUUAGUUGCUAAGUGUCUAGGUGAAUCAAUUGAUGCGCCUCAAGUACUACGAUCAAUCCAUGUUGGUUUGUUAUGUGUUCAACGUCACCCGGAAGAUAGACCCACCAUGACUUCUGUUAUCCACAUGUUGGGGAGUGAAGGUUCAUUGCCUUCUCCUAAAGAACCUGGAUUUUACUUUGGAGAAUCCACGCAAGGAUUUUAUGAGGGCUCAUAUGAAGCAAGUUCUACAAACGAACUAAGUAUUACAACGUUGAAUGGUAGAUAAAAUGAAAGUUGCAUGUAUUAAGAAAAACAACUUCUAGCUAUAAGCUUAUUAAUCA